AUGAAGGCGGACCGGAAGCGUUUGAAGGCGGAGAAAGCAGAUCUGGUCAACCAGAUGCAGCAGCUCUACGCCACGCUGGAGAGCCGAGAGGAACAGCUCCGGGACUUCAUCCGCAACUACGAACAGCACAGAAAAGUAUGACACGUCACACACAAUGCUGGGAAGGCUUUGUUAGCUGUAAUUAAGAUACAAAGUGCACGCAUCAUAGAAGUUGUAUAAUGAUUGUCAUUAACCUGUUAUGUCAUUGUAAGUAAUUUAAUAGAUUAAUGAAUGUGUGUCCCUCUCCUCUUACUCUCCCCCUCUCUCUACCCCUCUAUCUCCCACUAUCCCCCCCCCCCCCCCCCCCCCUCUGUGUCUGUCAGGAGAGUGAGGAUGCGGUGAAGGCGCUGGCUAAGGAAAAGGACCUGUUGGAGAGGGAGAAGUGGGACCUACGGCGGCAGACCAAGGAAUCUACAGAGCACUCCGGUGCCCUGCGCUCCCAACUGGACCUGAAGGAGAACAGGAUCAAGGAGCUGGAGGCCGAGCUGGCCAUGGUGAGACACACACACACAUACAUACAGAUGGAAGCACACACAUACAGAAGCACUCAAAAGAAUAAACACCUGAAAAUACACAUACACGGUCGAGCCCAUUCAGCAAGCCAGGGUAAGAAACCCAGAGCUGUUCUACAUCUGUUGCUGGACCAUUACACUCCUUCUACACACACCGAGAAGAGCAGCCCCUCUCAACGUGUGUAUGUGUGUGUGUGCCCUCCCUGUCUCCUCCCUCAGAUAAGUAACAAUGUGACACAGAAAAUGGAAUACUGGGUGUUUGAUCGCCCCGUCAACAGGGAGCCUUCCCCUAGGGUCAUGUCGGUAAGAACGGCCCCCUUGCUCGCCUCUCUUUGUGACCCCCUCCCCUCGCUCUAUCUCAAAGCGUGCUGACAUUCCCCUGAUCUUCUCUCCAGUGUGAAAUUAAUUUAGGGAGUCCUGGGUUCUAAUAGUAUUUGAAAUACACCAAAUACUUUAGUUGUGUUUUAUUGAGCUUGCCUGGCGCAACAGAAACCAUUCUAAUAGUCCAGAAAAGCGCCAACCCCGUCCUUCUGGCACUCCACGCAGGCUCGUGCAAUCAAAUACUAUUUGAAACCAGUUCUGGUAUGCACGUGUAUCUCUAACCCCCUGGUUGAUGCCAAUGAGUCGAUUUGUGAAUGAUUUGAAUAUUCUCAAUCUGAUUGACCCCUUUUCUUGGUUUCAUCUAACUCGGAGUGACUAGAAGGAUCAUCUGGUGUAAUUGUUAGAAAACUGCAUUGAUGAAUUAAUGAACUAACAUCUGAGUUCCACAUAAGGGCUCAUGGUUUGACCAGCGAAAUGCUUAGCACUCUGUCCUGCAUGUCUAAGGAUUGUGAACGGGUGAUUAAGGUGAUGUUGUUGGUGAUACUGGUGAUGAUGAUGAUGAUGAUAAUUAGGAUGAGGAUGGGUGUACUAGUGUUGCAAAGGGAGGGUAUAGUACUGGAAACUUUCACAGUUUACCAGUAAAGUACCAGCAUUUUGGUAACUUUCAAGGAUUUUAUGUAAUUUAUCACAAGACAUCUAGUGGCUCUUUUGGAUAAUUGAGAUUAUCACAGGUGGCUGUACUUAUCUCUGGCCCUCUGUGUGGCCUUAUCACAUGUAAAGUACACUGAACAAAAAUAUAAACGCAACAUGUAAGGUGUCGGUCACAUGUUCCAUGAGUUGAAAUAAAAGAUCCCAGAAAUGUUCCAUAUGUACAAAAAGCUUUUUUCUCUCAAAUUUUGGCACACAUUUCUUUACAUCCCUGUUAGUGAGCAUUUCUCCUUUGCUAAGAUAAUCCAUCCACCUGACAGGUGUGGCAUAUAAAGAAGCUGAUUAAACGGCAUGAUCAUUACACAAGUGCACCUUGCAGUUUUGUCACACAAUUCAAUGCCACAGCGUGCAAUUGGCAUGCUGACUGCAGGAAUGUCCACCAGAGCUGUUGCCAUAAACCGCCUCUAACGUUGUUUUAGAGAAUUUGGCAGUAUGUCCAACCGGCCUCACAACCACAGACCACGUGUAACCACGCCAGCCCCUUGACCUGACUGCAGUUCGGCUUCGUAACCGACUUCAGUGGGCAAAUGCUCACCUUCGAUGGCCACUGACAUGCUGAAAAAUCCCAGUUUCAACUGUACUGGGCAGAUGGCAGUGUGAGCGAGCGGUUUGCUGAUGUCAACGUUAUGAACAGUGCCCCAUGGUGGGGUUAUGGUAUGGGCAGGCAUAAGCUACGGACAACGAACACAAUUUAAUUUUAUCGAUGGCAAUUUCAAUGCACCGAGAUACCGUGACGAGAUCUUGACGCCCAUUGUCGUGCCUUUCAUCCGCCGCCAUCACCUCUUGUUUCAGCAUGAUAAUGCAUGGCCCCAUGUCGCAAGGAUCUGUACACAGUUCUUGGAAGCUGAAAAUGUCCCAGUUCUUCCAUGGCCUGCAUACUCACCAGACCAUUUCCUUAUAGGAACUGGAACUCAGUAAAAUCUUUGAAGUUGUUGCAUGCUGCAUUUAUAUGUUUGUUCAGUGUAUAUAACAUAAUCAAAUAAGAUUAUUUCAAAAUAAAAAAUUGAAUGACAGAGUUGUAAAACAUUAUCCUAAAUAUAAACCAUCAACUUGGCAAAUAACAUUGGUGUUUAAUAUGAGGGUUCCUGCAUCAAAUACGCUUUGUAAAAUGUUUUACACACUUCUUUAUUUUACUAUGUCAGAUGUUUUGGUACCAAACUGGUGGCAGUUGUGAAAAAAAGUUUUUAGUUGGAAGAGUUGCAGAGUUAAUUGAAAAUAAUGCCAUUGUUGAUUAGAUGCUUCUUUCAUUAAUUAGGCUAUUUUCUCUUGUACCAUAUGGUCUAUCCACCAGAAACUCAUGGACAAUAUGGACACAUAUAUCAAAAAUGAAUACUAUAUAUGAAUAAAGUUAUAAAAGUAUAAAUUACUAAAGUUACCAUAGAUUGACAUAAAUUACCUGUUAAUUACCAAAAUUACAGAAGAUUCCAGUAACUUUGGUAAAUUACCGUUAGCUUUGCAACCCUAGGGGUGACGAUGAUGAUGAUGAUCUCUCUCACUCUCUUACUCCCUCGCUCUCUUUCUAUUUUCCCCAUAUACUCAUUUUCGCUAUCUACCCCCACUCCCCCCCUCUCUCUCUCCCUCUCUUUCUCUCUAUCGCUCCCUCUCUCACAUCCUCUCUCUCUCUAUCUUCCCCCACUUCUCGCCCACCUCUGUCUCUAACCCACUCCCGCUCUCUCUUUCUCUGUCUUUAUGUUGGCUGUUAACACUUCCACUAGCUAUUCUGUCCAUCUCUCAGCACUCCAUCAGGAGCGUCAGUGAGAGAUUUCACACAUCAAAGGGGAACACGCGUACGGCUGAAUUUUUCAUGAAACACAGACAGACAAGAAAGCCCAACAGAGACCAAAACCCACACAGCAGUGUCACUAUUGUAGUGGGCUGUUUAUAUACGUGCGCACACUUGAGCGCACCCACACACGCACAUACAUUAUGAACGUUCACACACACACUUGGGAAGAGUCAUGAAUAGCCAUCUUGUGUAGGAAAAUAUUGUAAAAUAAGCAAUGGUAACGCUGCAUGGGGCUGAUGUGUGUGUGUGUGCGUGUCUUCCCUCCUAGGCAAAACAGUCCUUAGCGACCCUGACCAAGGACGUGCCCAAGCGCCAGUCUCUAGCCAUGCCCACAGAGGCAGUUGUCAAUGGCAACAACCAGGAGUGGGUGAUGCACGCGGACCUGCCCCUCACUGCAGCCAUCCGGCAGAGUCAACAGACCCUCUACCACGUCCACACAGGCCACCCCACAGACAGACAAGGUGAGGCACAUACAGUACCAGUCAAAAGUUUGGACACACCUACUCAUUCAAGGGUUUUCUUUAUUUUUACUAUUUUCUACAUUGUACAAUAAUAGUGAAGAGAUCAAAACUAUGAAAUAACACAUAUCAUGUAGUACCCAAAAAAGUGUUAAACAAAUCAAAAUAUAUGUUAUAUUUGAGAUUCUUCAAAGUAGCCACCAUUUGCCUUGAUGACAGCUUCGCACACUCUUGGCAUUCUCUCAACCAGCUUCACGAGGUAGUCACCUGGAAUGCAUUUUAAUUAACAGGUGUGCCUUGUUAAAGGUUAAUUUGUGGAAUUUCUUUCCUUCUUAAUGCAUUUGAGCCAAUCAGUUGUAUUGUGACAAGGUAAGGGUGGUAUACAGAAGAUAGCCCUAUUUGGUAAAAGACCAAGUCCAUAUUAUGGCAAGAACAGCUCAAAUAAGCAAAGACAAACGACAGUCCAUCAUUACUUAAGACAUGAAGGUCAGUCAAUACGGAAAAUGUCAAGAUCUUUGAAAGUUUCUUCAAGUGCAGUCGCAAAAAACAUCAAGCGCUAUGAUGAAACUGGCUCUCAUGAGGACCGCCACAGGAAAGGAAGACCCAGAGUUACCUCUGCUGCAGAGGAUAAGUUCAUUACAGUUAACUGCACCUCAAAUUGCAGACCAAAUAAAUGUUUCACAGAGUUCAAGUAACAGACAUAUGUCAACAUCAACUGUUCAGAGGAGACUGUGUGAAUCAGCCCUUCAUGGUCGAAUUGCUGCAAAGAAACCACUACUAAAGGACACCAAUAAGAAGAAGAGAUUUGCUUGGGCCAAGAAACACAAGGAAUGGACAUUAGACCAGUGGAACUCUGUCCUUUAGUCCAAAUUUGAGAUUUUUGGUUCCAACCGCCGUGUCUUUGUGAGACACAGAGUGGUAAACGGAUGAUCUCAGCAUGUGUGGUUCCCACCGUGAAGCAUGGAAGAGAAAAGGUGUGAUGGUGUGAGGGUGCUUUGCUGGAGACACUGCCGGUGAUUUAUUUAGAAUUCAAGGCACACUUAACCAGCAUGGCUACCACAGCAUUCUGCAGCGAUACGCCAUCCCAUCUGGUUUGCGCUUAGUGGGACUAUCAUUUGUUUUUCAACAGGACAAUGACCCAACACAUCUCCAGGCUGUGUAAGGGCGUUUGACCAAGAAGGAGAGUGAUGGAGUGCUGCAUCAGAUGACCUGGCCUCCACAAUCACCCAACCUCAAGCCAAUUGAGAUGGUUUGGGAUGAGUUGGACCGCAGAGUGAAGGAAAAGCAGCCAGCAAGUGCUCAGCAUAUGUGGAAACUCCUUCAAGACUGUUGGAAAAGUAUUCCAGGUGAAGCUGGUUGAGAGAAUGCCAAGAGUGUGCAAAGCUGUCAUCAAGGCAAAGGGUGGCUACUUUGAAGAAUCUCAAAUAUAGAAUAUAUUUUGAUUUGUUUAACACUUUUUUGGUUACUACAUGAUUCCAUAUGUGUUAUUUCAUAGUUGUGAUGUCUUCACUAUUAUUGUACAAUGUAGAAAAUAGUAAAAAUAAAGAAAAACCCUUGAAUGAGUAGGUCAUUCAAACUUUUGACUGGUACUGUACAUACAUACACGCACACACACACAUGCACACUCAUGCAUGCACACACACACACACACACACACACACACACACACACACAAAGGACGACACUGGUGGGACUGUUACCCAUGUGUAACUGAGUUAAGAACGUACCGUAAGCUCACUCCAUAGCUAUCAUAAAAUGUUGCAGAUGGAGCCAUCAAAUUGGUACCUUUCGGGUGGCUCAAACUGUUUGAGCGUUCUCAAGGAAGGCGGUCACGUGUGUUAGCAAAGAAUAGGUCCCGAGUUUGAGCCAGGUAUGGGCCUAAUCGGGGUAGCGGGAAUCGCUAAGCAAGCAAUGUGAUGUCCGAUUUCUUCCUGAUGUCACGAUGCAUGGUAACUUUUGAACAAGCAAAUCUGUAUAUGCGUCUUACUUUACUAUAACCUUUGCCUGCUCAAAGUCAGUUAAAAUCACAUGAUGCACAGCAGAUGAUGUCAAAAGUGUUUACUUGUGAUGUCAUCAGAAACACUUACCUUCUAUCUUUGUGACCACAAAACAUAGAAAUCCAUCAUGUUCCCAUGUGGAUGUUGGGGUGGUGCUGGAGAUUAAUAUGAGGUUGACAUUUUUUGUACAUUUACCGUCAACAACCCAUUUACUUGUUUCAAACCUGUUUUCAACAUUUGUCCUCCGCUUUUCUUCCUUUGCCCCCAAGUGGCUGCAGUCAGGGUGAGCCCAUGUCACUCCCGCCAGCCCUCCAUCAUCUCAGAUGCCUCGGCCUUGGAGGGCGACCGCUCAUCCACCCCCAGCGACAUCAACUCCCCCCGCCACCGGACACACUCCCUCUGUAAUGUAAGAGCUGCCCACCCACCGCCACACCCCUUCAAGUAAUCAACUCCUUCACAACUCUACUCUAAUCCUGAUCUCUCCCAACAUCUCUAUCUAAAGUUAUGUCUGGCUGGAAAAUAGGGGAUAUGAGAGAGACGCUGGUUUUUGCAUCACUGAUUAGUUGGAAGAAUCAUAAUUUCACAGGGGUGUUCUACACCUGGCAUCUGUGGAAUCUUUCACAUUUUGAAAGGGGAGGGGUUCAUUGGGCCCAUAUGGUCAAGAGGAUUUCAGAGAAGUGGGUGUUAUCUCAAAUAUCUCAACGCUCCCCAGAACCAAAUCCAGUGGCUGGCGCAACAUUUGGUUCUGGGUUCCGAGAUUACUCUACUCUUAGCCUGGUCCCAGAUUUGUUCGUGCUGGUUUGCCAACUCCCAUGGUCGUUCACAAACAGAUCUGGGACCAGGCUACUCUACUCCCCCUCGCUGAAAGCAUGCCCCUUGUGCUGUAGUUGAGGGAGUUUCACCAGAACAGCCAGACUUAGACUUUUAAAAAGUAGGUUUUAUUUGGGAUAGCUCCCUACAUAGAGUUGCGUUACGAAUGGGAUAAUUUUUUGGGGGACAGAUUAUCAAAAUUGGGCUGGUGUGUUGGUUUCUGGCUAGCGUUAGAUCGGUUCCAGUUAUGUUGACGUUAUUCUAGCCACUUCAACUGUGGUUUUCCCACUCUCCCUUCAUGUGUUAAAUUCUUUGAGUGUGCUGCCUAUCAGAUAACAGACACAUGCCUGGCUAGUUCACUCAGUAUCACUUCAUCCCUUUCUGUCUCUCUCUCUUUCUUUCUCUCUCUACGGCUUUCCUUCCUUCACUCGCUAUGUGUUGUAUAUUUCUGUUCUUCUCAUCUCAUUCUCUCUGAUCCCUCGUCUCUCUCUCCCUGCAGUCACUAGAGGAUCUGGAGGACCAGAAGCGUAAGAAGAAGAAAGAGAAGAUGGGCCUGGGCUCUCUGUCACGCGUCUUCGCCCGGGGCAAGCAGCGGAAGUCAAUGGACCCGGGUCUGUUUGAUGGUACUUCAACUCCUGAUUAUUACAUAGAGGAAGAUGCAGAC
Coregonus sp. 'balchen' is the source of this 7295-nucleotide messenger RNA. Lineage: Eukaryota; Metazoa; Chordata; Actinopteri; Salmoniformes; Salmonidae. The record is from the annotation of a GenBank genome assembly.